Molecule: messenger RNA, 6015 nt
Organism: Pieris brassicae (large cabbage white)
Lineage: Eukaryota; Metazoa; Arthropoda; Insecta; Lepidoptera; Pieridae
Gene: smash
Product: LIM domain only protein 7
Exons: 17
Coding region: 157-4524 (1455 amino acids)
Biological process (GO): regulation of focal adhesion assembly; positive regulation of stress fiber assembly
Cellular component (GO): stress fiber
Molecular function (GO): myosin II head/neck binding
Source: RefSeq, a predicted model, not a curated record
UUUUACCGCGCGGUCGUGUCGCUUGCUAGCGCGAUUAUUUGCUUGAUAUUCGGCACUUAGUAAGCGUCGUCUGUGUAUAUGAACUGUUUCGAUAUAUCCUUACAAUGGACACUGAGGAGGUGUGCAGUGUAGUGUAAGUGAUCUAGUGAUGUGACUAUGCCCUCGGAUAGUGGUACAGCGUGGUCGCCGCCUGCCUCCACGGAGCGGCGACUCAGCAACUCUUCCGAUGGCAGUGCCGGCAGCGGAUACUCCAAAGCUGUAUCUGUGACCCCUAUUUUGCGAAAGGCCUCCUCCAAGCCCCGCCAUUGCUCUCCGUACUCUGCUCCUCUCUGCCAUGUUAUGACAUCAGACAGCGCAGAUUUCCUCGCAACUCGUCCACACACAGCCGCCGUGAUCCCCGGCAAGCCUGCUGGCAACCCCCUGCAAUUUAUCAAGGUUGGACCCGCAGAUCUGGGUACCAGGGCCCGAGAGCAGUUAAGAAGAGCUGAGCUCGCAAAGCGAACAGAGCCCGCCCGGAUAGAAAGGCAGGAGGAGUGGCAGUCGAACCUAGACAAUUGGAAGUCAUCACGGCGGAAGCGAGUUGAGCACAUCAUUGAACGGUGCGUUGAGGUAAAGCGGUUUGAGCACGAGAUCAACCAGCCCCGUGGCAAGGGCAAGACAUUCAACGAGAUGCUGGAGGAACGGGCUGGAAGGAGACGGCGUAACCAUCUCGCCUUAUAUACAGAUGAUGAUGCACACGACCUCAGUGACCUUGGAAUCGGAACCUCCAGCACCAAAAGCAGCCUUAGUGAAGACUGUGACUCGCAGAGCUUGGCUAGCGAUGGCAUGGAUUUGGAUAAAAACCACUUAGAUAUGGACAAUAUGUCUAAUUAUGAGGGUAACCGAAAAGUAGGAUCCAGUGCCAAUGAAUACGACACUAGUACGACUACGACUAUAAGCUCCCCUGAGCCAGAAGAAUAUACGUACGAAGGUGCGAUAGAAGGAUAUAAGUCCAGAAUCAUCUCGACUACAAACAGCAACAUUGUCAAAACUGUCGUCAAUAAUAACAGCAAGGACAAGUCUCCGGAAAAAUCGAAUGGUGACAUACAUAAAAUAAGAACAUCUGUAAGUAAUAAAAUUGAAGAAAAACUUUUCUCAUUCCAACAAGAGAGAUCUACCGACUUAAGGAACAAUAAUCCAAAGAAAGAUUUACCUAAAGUCGACAUACAUAAACGUAGAGAACAGUUUGAAAGGGAAAACUCGCAGGAAUCCCAAGUUAACAAAUUUAAAUUGCCUGAUAUUGCGAAUAAAAAAUCAAUCAAAGAAAGACUGUCUAGUUUAGAAAAAUUCACAGAAGAAAACCAAGUGCAAAAAUCUACAAGUGAUCUGACAAAGUUACCAACGGAAGUAAAAUCCUUAAAAGACCGUUUAUCUUCUUUAGAAAAAGUUAAAACCACCGAGCCUGAAAAAAUUAAGCGACUCUCUAAUGGAGAUUUAAGUAACACAAAAUCACUAAGAGAGCGAUUGUCAAGUCUCAAAUCACAAACAUCAGAAGAAGAAGUAAAAGUAAUGAAAACUGAGGUAAAAGAGGUUUCAAUGAGUCUUAAAGAAAGAUUAUCAUGUCUCGAUGCUGCAAAAAAUAAGGACAUACCGAGGAUAUCUGUGGAAGAACAAAUAAACAAUAUGAUAAAUGCUGCCGAGGCUACAUCAAACACUUUAAAAAAUGAAGCUCCCGACGACAAGGUGUUGAACCUGAACUCAAACCUCACAGCAAUAGAGAGUCAAAUGCAGAGCUUCUGUCGCUCUUUAGACAGCUUAGAUAUAAACGAUCAAACAUCUUCUAACUCGUUCGAAAGAGUUCAAAGUCUAGAAGAUUUAUGCGCGGACAUGCAAAACAAUACAAUCCCAAGUGAUAUAGAAACAGAAGAUAGUGGAAUACAUACCGCUAGAGAUUCUUAUGCACCUGCAGAUGAUAUCGCUGAUCUCACCCAAGUGGCUUCUCCCAUCGGAGAACCCAUGGUUGAGGUUUCCGAAUACGAAUCAUCGAAUGAGGAUUGUUUAACAUUUGAAAGUAAAAUGGAAAAGUCUACAGAACAGCUUACAGAAAUUCCCGGGAGUGAAAACAAAGAUCUCUUCAUAGAGGAGUUUUGUGAUGACAGCAAGACUGAAGAUACCGACAGUGCAAGUAAUUAUACACAAGCUUUGUCACACCCUGAUGAGCUGAGUGUCACAGAAGACGUAACAGAAAUUCAAGUCGAUAAAGACGAUGAAGACACCUUAAAAAGUUUGGAAAAUCAAGAUUCCAGUGUAAGUUUAAAUGAGCCGGUAUCGGUGGGGUCGGACGGCGAUGCCGUGGUGUUUGAGGGAAAAAUGACCAUACAUCUGAACUUGAAUGAGAUAUGUAACAACUCUGGUGCUGGGACCGCUGCUAGCGAGACUAGUGCAAGCAACACUAACAGCAACAACUCUACUAACAAAAGCAUGCCUAUGGUCAUAGACGCUUUAGAACUAGCGUUCAAAGAGCUCGAUUCGGAAGAAAGUGCAAACAUUACGAUGGGUGACACUGAUAAUUUGGAUGAAUCUAACGUAGAAAUAAACAAAAACAAAGUGUCCGAAUUAGAUUUUGGUAACAAACGGGUGCCAGUGACGCCAUUGUACGAAAACAUAGAUAUAUUUGGGCAAAGCAAUGUCGUAGACGCAGGCACAUUUCCGCUGGAUUUACCAGCAAAUAUAUUAGAGCCACCCAAGGAAAAACCGCCUCCACCACCAGCCGAAGAAAGUCCCGAUGACGAACUACUUGGAAAUGGAAAUUUCAAACACACGAACUCCGCGCGUCGUAUCAAAAAGGAGAUUCGUAACAAACGUACCAGUUUUCUUGGUAUCGAGGGCCAGGAUGACAGCUAUCUCGACGUGGACCUAACCCUGGCUCCAAGACCAGACAUCACCUCUUUCCUGCAAGAGGAGACGAAAAUAGAGAAGCUCCUAUAUAAGAAAACCCUGUCCCAUGAUAUGGACGCAAAGUUGAGGGAUAGUAGAGAUUCAGGAGUCGAUAUUGAUAGAGGACCCUCGGCUGAGGCAUGGUAUAAGGGAUCAUCGCCCGAGACAUCUACACCGCAUAGCAGACAAAAUAGUGAGCCAUAUUCCCAAAUGACAGUGACGUCAGACGAAGAAGAAUCUGCGAAAAAGAAAGAUGAAACAUUUGCUAAAGAUCUUACUGAUAAAUUGAGCGACUUACCGAAUGAAUCGCAUGAUAAAAUCGAUCACUUAGACAAGAAACUACAACAACAACAGCGUGAAAGUUUAACUCAUCCGCCAUUUUAUGUGUGUGUAAAUAACAAGAUGGUCGACAUAGUACAUUCAAAGGCUCGCGUUAACGAAGAUUGGCACGAGCGCCAUUUUGACGAUGCCCACACAAAGGAAGUACUGCGAUUCGAAAGAGAACUCUUACAACUCGAGCAAGAAGAAUUAAGAAGACAAAAGGAAAACCUACUGCGUGAUCAACACAGAAUCAUUCAGAAGUCCAUACAAGAUAUUUCUGUCGCUAGUACUCCAGAGAAGAGAAAAGGCGUUCAGAACUACAGGCACUCAAUGCCAAAUUUGUUAUUGGCUGAACACAGUCCUAUUCACAAACCUCCACCGCUACUCGAGAAUCCAAUUAUAGAUGAGAGCUUGAAACGUAAGCCGUUCGUCUCAGAAGAACAUAUCGAGAAUCAUUUUGGUGUUGAAGAAAGCAGAAAAGUAUUGUAUGACGACAAACCGAAAUAUGAAAGAAGAGUACCAAUAAGACCAGCCCAACCAGUUCUUCCACCCAAACCAAAAAGCAGAGAAUCUAUAGAACGGGAGAUUACCAUGAGGAGUAGUAGAACUCCGUCAGCCGUGGAGUACGCGAAUAUUGACAGAAACGGUGUCCAGCUCAGACAGAAACCUUUGAAUGCCAAUGGGCAAUAUCAUCCCAUGACCAGACAUACACUACAAGCCCUAAGUGCAGCUCCUACCCCAAAAUUGAUCUCAAAUACGGAGUGGAUGCAGAACCGCAACUCUCCGCGACAAAAACCUCCUAACUAUAACUACAACCAACAUUGGCUUGUACAGGAGGCGGAACAUCGUCGUAUAGAGGAGCAACGAAACAAGAUGCGAGCGCGUCACUCAUACCACGACCUUGCUCCGACUGCUGCGCCACACACGCCCAAUCUCUCACCCACCAAAAUCGUCCCACAUGCGAACAGUCAACAAGUUGUACAAGAGCGGCGACCUAUCCGACCAGACAUUAGCCGUGACCGUCCUGAAGCUAACCGUGAUGACAAACUUCUUAGUGUGAGUGGGAAAAGGAAAUGCUCGCAUUGUGGAGAAGAAUUAGGUCGUGGUGCAGCUAUGAUAAUCGAGUCUUUGUCGCUCUGCUACCACGUGUGGUGUUUCACAUGCGCCGUGUGUGGCGGUGCCUUGGGAGACGGCCGAGCUGGGGCUGACGUACGCGUACGACAUAACCGCUUGCAUUGCCAUCAUUGCUACUCCACUGACGAUGGAGACAAGUACUCCAGGGUCUGAUCAAAAAUAUCUAUGUAAAGGAACAAAAUUGAUUUAUUUCAGUUAUAUUUUUCAUGUAGUGUCGUUUGAGAUUUGGUGAUAGUAAAGAAAUCAUGUAACAUCGCGGAGUUUGAAGAAUAAAACUACCAUUUAUUCUGCUGUUUCUAAGGUUGAACUCAUUUUAAUUUCAUUGGGAUUUGUUACAACGGCAUCUAGUGUGAAUAUUACUUACUAUUUUCAUUAAUAUUAUUAAAACUUUAAAUCUAAUUUUUGUAUGGUAAUCAAUAAUUUCUAAAACUCGAAUUACAUAUGGGGCGAAAACUUGUUGCAUUAGUUGAGUCGGCCAUUUAUACAUAUGAUCAACAAUAAUGAUAGACUUACAUGUUUAUGCUGGCCAUAUUACCGCGUUUUGUCAUUUGUUUGUAAUUACUAACUUAAAAGAUCAUCUAGAUAAAGAUACUGUAUAUAAAAACUCUUUUGAAUUUCAUAAUGCCAAAAACUUUCCCAUUCUUUCUAUUCUUUUGAACUUUUCUAAUAGAAGUUAGUAUUUAUCCUAUAAAAGCGGAUCCUUAUUCAGCCUUGUCGUGUUAUUAUAUAUAUUGUAUACGGUAAUUUUUAAUCAUCAAUACAUUAAAAUGUGUUUUUGUCUUACUAAUACUUCUAUACCACAGCUGUUAUGUUACGUAUAUAAUCGAGUAUAUCUUCUGUGGUAUUCUUGUGUCUUCGCUGAUGGCGUCACGCAUCAGUUAGUUCUCUCACAAAACGUCUCUGAACUCAGCCAGUUCUGAGUUCAUUAUUGCACGCUUUUGUUUUUUUUUACUUUUGUUUAAGCGCCAUCUGUUAACUAUAGCUCGUUCUAUUUUCACAAUAGUUUUGUUGAUUAUAAAUCUUGAAAAAUUUUACGAUACUUCGUCAUGUGUUCAAUGUAAGUUACAUAUUUUAAGUUUUCGUAUCAUUAAACCGAUAGCAUUGUUAUGAAACAUUAUAUAUAUUUUGUGCCAUGCCAUAACAUGUCUUCACCUAACCUUAAAAGCAUAUAUUUUUUUAAUUUGUUUAAGAGUUUUAACUUGGGGGAGUGUUGUAUAGUAUUGUAUAUAAACUUAUUUAUAUCAGUGUUAAAUUAGCUUUAAUAGACUAUUUUAGGUUUAUAUAGAAAACAUUUAUCCAAAAAUGUGUAUUGUUUAUUUUUCAUGUAAAAUAUUAAUGGUAAUUUAGUUUAUUUUGUAUCGCGUCUUUAACAUCUUAAAGUUACUUCUAAGAGUUCAGUAAAGAAACUAGUCGUAAUCGUUUGACUAACUAACAUCAUUAUCACAUUGUUUUGAGUAAGUGUUAACUUUAAAUUUGAAAGCAAACAUAAGUUUCUUAAAUCUUAAAAUACGAUAUGUAAAAAAAAUGCGAUUAGUUUCUAUAAUGAAGAUAUAUUUUCUGUGUUAUUUUUGCACUAAUUGUAAUUAUGUGUACAUUGUCUAUGAGCCUAAGACGAUCUGUAUAUCAAUAAAUGUUUCCAAUCUA